UUUAAGGUAUUUUUCGUUUUGAGAAAGAAGCAAAGUCAGAUUACUUUUCUUCAUGUUUACCAUCAUACUAUCACGGCUGUCUUCUCGUGGUGCUAUUUGAAAUUCCUGCCUGGUGAACAAGGUGUUAUCAUAGGUUUCUUGAAUUCAUUGGUCCAUGUUAUUAUGUACAGUUAUUAUUUCAUCGCGGCUCUUGGCCCUAAGUACAAAAAGUAUCUCUGGUGGAAGAAAUAUAUGACUUGGAUUCAGCUGGUGCAGUUUGCUUUAAUGUUAGUCUACUUAGUACUAACAUUAAUCUUGGAUUGUCGAACACCAAAAGCUCUAACUUAUUUCUUCACAAUAGUCGUAAUAAUCUUCAUGUACCUAUUUAGUGACUUUUAUCGUCAAGCAUAUAAAAAGAAAAUAACUUAAUUAUGAAUGUUACAUGUUGCAAACAAUCAGUAAAUACAAAAAAAUAAU
Temnothorax curvispinosus is the source of this 456-nucleotide messenger RNA. RefSeq names its product elongation of very long chain fatty acids protein AAEL008004-like. Gene Ontology annotation, biological process: fatty acid elongation, monounsaturated fatty acid; fatty acid elongation, saturated fatty acid; very long-chain fatty acid biosynthetic process. The record is from RefSeq and is a predicted model, not a curated record. Gene Ontology annotation, molecular function: fatty acid elongase activity. NCBI's taxonomy places the organism in Eukaryota, Metazoa, Arthropoda, Insecta, Hymenoptera, Formicidae. The annotation marks the transcript as partial. The transcript has 2 exons. Gene Ontology annotation, cellular component: endoplasmic reticulum membrane.